Messenger RNA from Uncinocarpus reesii 1704, 711 nucleotides. RefSeq lists its product as uncharacterized. NCBI's taxonomy places the organism in Eukaryota, Fungi, Ascomycota, Eurotiomycetes, Onygenales, Onygenaceae. The coding region runs from base 1 to 711 and encodes 236 amino acids. The record is from RefSeq and is a predicted model, not a curated record. The transcript has 2 exons.
AUGGCUCCAACUACGCAACACAACCUGGAGGCACUACCACCUGAUGGCAUGGAAGUGGUCCAACCGGGCUUGGAGCCGGUUGCAUCACAAGGCGAUUUCAGGUAUUCCCAAGAUAAAUAUGUUCCUCCUCCAGCACAAACGAUAUGCGGUGUACGCAAGACAAUCUUUUGGCCGGUGAUAGCUGCGGCGCUUGUGGUAGUUGCGGUGGGCAUGGCCGUUGGGCUCGGAGUGGGAUUGUCCCAAGCCCGUAACAGCGCGCCUACAGUCACAGUCGUAUCUAACUCUGCAGGAGACGUAGGCUCCGUAAUGCCUUCGAUGACCGUGCCGUCAAACACCCCAUUCGCAUCAGAGACACCGUCAUCCACCACCCGACCGCUACCGCCAGGUGAAACGCGAGCCCCAGAAGGCGUCUGUCCCUCUAAGAACAACACCAUCAUCGAACGAAACCUCGGCGAAAAGAGCUACCGCAUCCUUUGCGAUUCCGACUUUGGUGGUGGGAAACAAACAUUAGCCUCUGCUUACAUGCCGACGUUCGAGGACUGCUUGGAUUUGUGCAAUACGAUGAAUUACUUUCAGAAUCGCGCUGAUAUUGGCUGCACUUACAACGUCGUGGGCUCGGGCCAGCAGAGACCAGGCACCUGCUGGUGCCUUGGCGGUAGGGACAAGCGGGUCGAGAGGAAUGUUGGGAACGAAAUCGCCGCGCCUUUGUGA